Messenger RNA from Wasmannia auropunctata (little fire ant), 274 nucleotides. RefSeq lists its product as uncharacterized. The transcript has 2 exons. The annotation marks the transcript as partial. The record is from RefSeq and is a predicted model, not a curated record. Lineage: Eukaryota; Metazoa; Arthropoda; Insecta; Hymenoptera; Formicidae.
AUGACGACCGAUAGACAAGACGUCAUCGACUAUACGAUACCAUUGGUACGCGCGCGAUACUACCUCUAUUUCAAGGAACCCAACGUGCCCAUGCAAUGGAACUUAUACUUAAAAGCAUUCAGUUUUGACGUUUGGGUAACAUUAGUAAUAAUAAUAAUAGCCGCUUCUUUUCUGUUGACUAUUAUGAAAACGAAAAACGGAUAUUUCUCGAUGGAUUUAAUGUUAGAAAACUAUAUUAAAGUUUGGGGAAUUUAUUGCCAGCAGGGUCUGCCAG